Messenger RNA from Python bivittatus (Burmese python), 1199 nucleotides. The record is from RefSeq and is a predicted model, not a curated record. NCBI's taxonomy places the organism in Eukaryota, Metazoa, Chordata, Lepidosauria, Squamata, Pythonidae.
AUGAAGUUCCUCUUUCCUCUCAGCAAGUCCUGGGAUAUCCCUAUUGUCAGUGUCUAUACACCAACUCUCUUGAGUCCAGACGAAGACAAGGAAGGCUUCUACGAGGACCUGGAUCAGACUAAUUGCAAACAAGUACAAAACCACCUGGGUGUAUCCCAGUCCAAACACAGGCACCGACUCAACUAUGUCAUCGUACGCCAGCAUGUCCUUAAAGAUGUCACCAUCGCCCAGGCCAUCCGAGGCGCUGAGUGCUGGGCUGAACACAGGCUGGUUCAGUUGGUCUUCAACCUGCACACAGCCCCUUUACGAUGCGGCGGAAACAAGGCGGCUCUCUCGCUCUGCAGCGCGAACUUAACUCGCGCUCCUCCUCGCCGCCAACGCGGAGUUUGGGGACCCUGGCGUAGACGGUGCCACGGGGGCUGGCCCUGGAGGGCUAUCCUCACCCUCUCGCACCUCCCCGAAGUUACGCAUUGUCCUGGCCUCCCCCAGCCGUCCGCCCCUGCUCUGAGAUACCUUUUUUCUACGCGCCACUUUGCAGAGGAGAACUGCAAGAAGUAUCUGCAGAAGAAGAAGCAGGAAGAAUCGGAGCAGCCGGUCCAGGUCCCAGCAGUGGACAGUAGCUUUCCGAGGGCCUCCGAAAUGCAGGGCAUCACCACUCAGGAUGACCCACUUGGGCAGUCCCCUGAGCUCUUUGACGCCUUCAUCUGUUACUGCCAGAAUGACAUUCCCUUUGUGCAGGAGAUGAUCCGGGAACUGGAGCAAACGGAAUACAAGCUGAAGCUCUGCGUCUUUGAUCGGGACGUCCUGCCGGGAACCUGCGUGUGGUCCAUCACCAGCGAGCUGAUAGAGAGGCGGUGUCGAAGGAUGGUGGUGGUCAUCUCAGAUGACUACCUUGACAGUGAAGAGUGUGACUUCCAGACCAAGUUUGCUCUCAGUCUCUCCCCAGGAGCUCGUCUCAAGCGCCUGAUUCCCGUGAAAUGCAAAAGCAUGAAGAAGGAGUUCCCGAGCAUCUUACGGUUCAUCACCGUCUGCGACUACACGAACCCAGCCACCAAGAAGUGGUUCUGGAUCCGGCUGGCCAAAUCUCUGUCGUUCGUGUGACGCUUCGUGGAAAGGUUGAAGCCUCGCGACUCUGGCGGGUGGGGCCCUCAGGAAGGGCGGGAGUCACAGAAGCCUUUCCUUGGCUUCUCACCGUGAAG